GUUUGUAUUAGUGUUUUUAAAAUAUGUGCUAUUUCGUUAAAAAGUGUAAAUUUAUUAACCGUUUUUGUAAUAUUAUAUAAAAAAUAUUGAUAGUGUUUAGAAAAAUAUGUAAUUUAGUGUAAUUGUGAUGUGUAAUUUUAAAAAUAUUGUGAUUUUAAUGUUACGAAGGUAGCUUGCCCAAGAUGGAUGAGACAAACGUUAAAAAUCAGAAUCCAAGUAUUGAUGAAGAGGAUUGCCCAAAAUCUGAAACCGUCGCAGCUGCAGCAUGCUCUUCCCUGCCCCAAGAUAAACGAAUAUGCUUAAUUGGAAGUGUCGCUGAAGAUGAUGCAGUCGUUCGUGCUGCGCACACUUAUGGAGUUCCAGUCCUAACGUCCGAAACAGGAUUGGAAUAUGUAUCAGACACAUCAUGUGUUACCGUAUUUGUAUUGGAUACAUUCAGUGGUCCAGUAUUCGAAUCUAUACAUAAAACACCACAUCGAAUACUUGGACCAAUUGCAUUGAGGCAGCUAGCUGAUGAAAAAGAGCCCUUACCGAACAAUACUCGACCCUUGUAUAAUAUUUCAAUGCGUGGUGUUAUUUUAUGUUUUACUGGAUUCAAGAAAAAAGAUGACUUGAUAAAAUUAAUCCCUUUGAUCCAUCAUAUGGGUGGAUCUGUACGAAAAGACACAAGUUUAAAUGUAACACAUUUAAUUGCGAACUGUUGCGGUGGUGAGAAAUAUCAAUAUGCGUGUACAUUUCGUUUACCAAUUAUGUCACCAAAAUGGGUACUGGAUGCCUGGGAGAAUCGGAAUGAUAUGACUUUACGAGUAACGCAAGAUAAAUUUUUGGCUGAUCAUAAAUUACCUCCCCUACAUGGUGCAAGAGUAUGUUUUGUUGGAUUUUCGGCAGAGGAGACGGACCAUAUGCGAGAUGUUCUUACAGAGAAUGGUGGUAUUCCGGUACAAACUGACGAUCCAUCGUGUACUCAUGUGGUGAUGGAAAAUGGGAAAACACAUUUGACGGCACAAUUAUCAGAUAUCCCCACCACAAUUCCAUUAUCAUAUAACAAUAACACAUCCUAUAAUUUACAAAACACUGAAAAUCAGGUGGCUACAACAAACUUAUCAUUUGAUAAUCAAUUCGAUUAUACAAUGGACCAAAUUGGACAGAACAGUCCAUUGGAACCAAUAUCAGAAGAGAUAUUUACAAGCGAGCAUCAACAAAAAUUUAUCGAAAAUAUCUUAUCAAAUUCAUCGAUUGAAUCACCGUUGAAACGGAAACGUGACAGUGAUAGUGAUCAAAGUUUUGUUGAACCGAUGCGAUUACGUAUGACAACAUCACCACGAAUCAUGCGCAAUAUUAAAAAACGUCGUUUAAGUAUUACCCCACGUAUUAUGGAAAUGUUAAAAACACCGAUGGCACUAUUUACGCCAAAACGUGCCCCUUCGAUCGAAGAUCCCGAUGAUAGUAAUUCAUUAAACUCGUUUAAUUUAUCACCCACUGAAAGUUUAGAAAGUUUGAGUAUCAGUCGUAAUUAUUGUUCAACACCAAUUUGUAACAAAACGCAAACUUCAGUCGUAAAAGCGGCAAAAGAGAAAAUAUUCUCUCGAAAAAAAUCGAAAUCGUUACGUAAUAAGAAAAAGAAAAAUAAAGCGGCGAAAAAUAAAGAAAAAAAUCUAGAACCAAUUAAUUUAUAUUCUGAAUAUUCCGGUCCGAAUAUAAUUGAAAGUAAUUUAAAAACAAAAUUUAAACCACAAAUCGAUUUAAAUAUAACGGAUUUAGAUGUAAUUGCGCAUGAUCGUACAGAAGAUGAACUAUGUACACCGACAAUGACAAAAGCACAAAUUUUAACACCACAGACGGUACCACGUAUAAUGGUUACAAAUAAUAAUGACGCGGCAAAUUUAAAUACAAAAGUUGUUAAGAAAUUAAAUUUAUCGAAACGUCAUUCGAUAUGCAUUGUGGAAUCCACUGAUCGACGUGUUUUAUUACAUUCAUCUACGUCUAGUAAAUCCAGUAAAUCCCGUCGAUCCUCAUCAUUGAGUCCACCACCUUCUUCUAAUCCCAGUGAGCAGUCCGAUGGCACGCAAUCGCAGCGGUGGCGACUCCAUCAUCCCAAUCACUUGGUCGUUGACGAAAGUGCUGUAGCUGAACGCCCAGAAAUCACAUCAAGAGCAUUGCUGGUAAAAGCUGAGUGGUUUUGGGCAUCCGUUCAAAAUGCUGCCUGCAUCGAUGAAAAAGACUACAUGUUCGAUGAUUAUCUAGAAUCAAUUCUGUCACCAACACGGCGUGAAUCACGCUCUUUGGCAACACCAAAUGGUGCUCCCGGAGGUUCAGCUAGCGGACGACGGAAACGUAAACGUUUACAUGGUACAUUGGGUUCACUGGUACGUGGUACAAGUCUCUCAGGUCCUGGGGGACCUGAAUCACCUGGUCUGCAUAAACGGCGCUCAUCUAUAAGUGAUGCUGGUCUACUAAGUGUAUCCAGUUCAUUUUUAGACUGCACCGCUUCUCCAGAUAAGUCGUUAUUGGAUGAACCUGAAGGUGCUUCGGGUGAUGCAACCACUGUGCGAAAAACGCUUAGUCCUCGGCAGCAAGUGUUUAUGGAAUUAGUUCAAACGGAAUCGAAUUAUGUGAAUAUUUUAAAUACAAUAAUGACGAUGUUUAAAAAUCAUUUAGAAAAAACCUUGUUAGAUAAUGAGGAAGAAGCCUUAUUAAAUAACACCGAAUUAAAAAUAAUAUUCGGAAAUCUACCGCCUAUUUACGAAACACAUAGUAAAAUGUUAGAAGAAUUACGAUGGGCCUCCGCUCAUUGGUCCGAAGAUACAUCGAUCGGUAACAUAUUUUUAAAAUACUCAGCUGAUUUAAUCAAAGCAUAUCCACCAUUUGUCAAUUUUUUCGAAACAAUGAAAGAAGCUCUUAUACAAUGUGAUCAAACGAAACCACGGUUUCAUGCUUUCCUCAAAGUGUGCCAAACAAGACCCGAAUGUGGUCGACAAAGCCUUCAAGAGUUAUUAAUUCGUCCAGUUCAACGAUUACCUAGCAUAAGUUUACUUUUAAGUGAUAUUAUAAAGCAUACGCCCAAAGCAAAUCCAGAUCAUAGUGCUUUAGAAAAAGCAUUAACUUCGAUACGUGAAGUCAUUACGAUUAUUAACGAAGAUAAACGAAAAACUGAAGGAAUGGUUGUAAUGUUUAAUAUACAUGAUCAGAUUGAUAAGUGCCCAGCUGAUUUGGUAUCGAGUCAUCGAAAUUUUGUUACACGAUGUGAAGUACAACAGUUAUCGGAUGGUUUAUCAGGUCGAGGAGAUACGUUAGUGUUCUUUUUAUUCACCGAUACGUUAGAAGUAUGUAAGAAACCAAAACCGAAAAAAGGAUCUGGUAACAGUUUAAAAAGUCCUGUCACAGUAAAUGGUCUCCCACCAAUCAAAUCUUCAAGUUCGACAACAAAUAAAUUACCUUAUAAACAUGUUCGAUUAAUACAUUUAUCAACAAUUCGAAAAGUAAUCGAUAUUCGAGAGACGGAAGAUUUCCAUAAUGGAUUCGCCUUGGUGUGCCGAAAUAAUUUAGAAUUAAAUAAAAAUAAUCAAGAAUUAAAGGAAGACUUAUAUUAUUUUACAGUUUUAGAGGAUGAAAUAAAUAAAACAAACUUUUUAAGGACUUUAUGUCGACAAAUGGCGAAUACAGUGUGUCAAGCUGAUGCCGAUUCAUUUUUAGCGUGUUUAGAUGCACAUCAGUUAAAUAUUAAAAGUAUGGAUGGCGCUAGUGGGACAUUAUCAAAAGCUAAUUUAUAUAAAUUAGCGGAGAAAACUCGUAUGAAAGUGGGUAGAGCGUUUAGUUUUAAUAAAACACCGUUAAAAAGAGCUGUUUCGACAAUGAUGUCACCGUUUGGUAGCAAUGCCAAUUUAACACCAAGUUCACAACUAGCUCAAAUGAGAUUAGCAAGUUGUAAUAAUAUAAAUGAAUUAGGAGGUGGAAACGCAGGAUCACCUUCAUCAACUGAUACAUUGGUAGCUCCUUUAUCCGUUCAACCAACACGAAAAGCCAAAUAUUCCUCAUUAAAUAUAGCUGCUCUGCGUAGGUUAUAACAAUUAAUAUCGGCUUAUUAAAAAUAUAAAAAAACAGUGCCUUUGUUUAAUUAUUCUUUUUAAUUUUAUUCAAAAAUAAAUUAAAUAAUAUAUUUAAGUGUACAAAUUAAAAACAAACAAACAAAUAAACGUAUUUUUUACCCAAUUUAAUGGGCGCGUAACCAAAACAGAGAGUAGGGUCAUGUUUUUGUGAAUGUAAUACAAAUAAAAUAAAAAAUAAUAAUAAGCGUUUUUUUAUUAUAAGAGAAAAAAAUUGUGACCAAGUUUAAUAAUAAAGUGCAUAAAAAAUAUUUAUUUUAAAAAAUAUAAGAAAAAAACAUAACAAGUUGUGCUUAGUGGAGUUUUCAUUUUCGUAAGAAUAUCAUAUUUUGAUUUGAAAAUACAAAUAAAAGUCACGACGUCACAUAUUUCUUCACCUAAAUGGACUGAAAAUGGCAACAGUUAUAGGAAAUUUUGGUAUAAACUAUUGGCUUUUUCCCUUUUUCUAGUCUUUAUUGGAGCGCAUACUUUCGGAUUAUAAAUACAGAUAUUUGAAACAAAAAAUCAUUAUCAGUCCAUUUAGUUUAAGAGACGUGUGUCUGUUUAAAAAUAGAAUUAU
Molecule: messenger RNA, 4662 nt
Organism: Chrysoperla carnea
Lineage: Eukaryota; Metazoa; Arthropoda; Insecta; Neuroptera; Chrysopidae
Gene: pbl
Product: protein ECT2
Exons: 9
Coding region: 183-4064 (1293 amino acids)
Biological process (GO): mitotic cytokinesis; regulation of cytokinesis, actomyosin contractile ring assembly; nervous system development
Cellular component (GO): nucleus; cell cortex
Molecular function (GO): guanyl-nucleotide exchange factor activity; GTPase activator activity
Source: RefSeq, a predicted model, not a curated record